This is a messenger RNA of Patiria miniata (bat star), 4580 nucleotides long. Its product is annotated as metabotropic glutamate receptor 2-like. Gene Ontology annotation, biological process: regulation of synaptic transmission, glutamatergic; G protein-coupled glutamate receptor signaling pathway. Gene Ontology annotation, cellular component: membrane. The transcript has 3 exons. Bases 905 to 3703 code for a protein of 932 amino acids. Gene Ontology annotation, molecular function: group II metabotropic glutamate receptor activity. The record is from RefSeq and is a predicted model, not a curated record. NCBI's taxonomy places the organism in Eukaryota, Metazoa, Echinodermata, Asteroidea, Valvatida, Asterinidae.
AUCACUACAGGCGCACCACGGAGUUCAAUAGUGUUGUGUUCUCGUCGCCUACUGCUUAAGCUGUCAGCCAGUGUGCAAGACAGACAGUUCGUAGCGAGCCACCGACGGUGAUCACACGUUGCGGAAACUCAUUAAUACCUCUUAUUAUUUCGAGAGCUCGUGCUGCCAUCAGACGCGCAGAUUGACCACACGAGUCGCUCGCAAAUUGCGGAUGCGUAAUCGCACGGGCCGCAUGAUUAGCCCGCAUCGCUCCUUGUUGCCACAAAAAUGUUAGAACGCUUAAGUGCUAGGAUUCGCGGCCCAUAACGUGAAGGAUUUGGCGAACACUGACGCAUCGUGAAAAUGCUCUCUUGAGUAGUGAUACGUCCAUGGUCUAUAAUUACGAAGUGACAAUAUAUGUACAUCAAUAAUGUGUUACACCUGCAGUUCCACGUAGACGGGACAAGAUAUAAGGACACCGACUAUCCCCGGACGUCGAGUCUCUACCCGGGGCAACUGGAACGUAUUAAAAUACGAUACAAGAGCCGUAUAUUGUACAACCUAUAACUACUUCGUGACAACCUGCGUACAUGUUCUGCUCGAUGUAGACUGAAGAAGAAAAUACACCAUCACAUUCUAAGCUAUCAAGUCUGCAUAUAGCUUAUCAGCCAAAACCGACUUGUUUGUUGUUUAUUGUGUUGAUCAUCCAUCAAUGUUUUGCGGCUCUAAUGAGCCGAAACCAACUAAGAAUGAUAGCAGUUUAUAUAUUUUGUUGAUCGUCCAUUAACGGUUUGCGGCACAUCACUAACACGAGUGCUACAUGACUUGCCGCAUCUGAUGUGGGAGUGAUUUCAUUAUAUCUUUGAUUUGUACUUGUUAGGUUUCGUGAUUUCAUUCGGUAUAUUUGAAGGUGCCAGUAAACAUCAUGUUCGCUUGUUUCUUUACGGUGAUCGUAUCGACUUUCCUCACCGUCGCUCGAACGCAGGCAGCUGUUGACGUUUACGAAGAGACAGGGGACUACAUCAUCGGUGGACUGUUACCAGUCUUCGAGGAAGGAGCUAGAUGCAACUUUUCUCUCCGGGAGCUGGAGACCCUGCACCGGCUGGAGGCCAUGGCCUGGGCCGUGAGGGGGAUCAACAACCGGUCCGACAUCCUGCCGGGGAUCCGGCUGGGGUUCCGGAUUUACGACACCUGCUCGUACGAGCCCACCACGGUUGCCAGAGCCACCCUGUUUGUGCCUGAUGCCAGCAUCAACCUGGGCGCACCGGCCUCGUGCAAUGACCCACCGGAGGACUGGAAGCCAGUUAUCGGUGUCGUCGGAGCAGAGAUGAGUUCAACCACCAAAGCCGCAGCGCAGCUGUUUGGUGUCUACAAAAUCCCCUUGAUCAGCUUCUUCGCCACUACGGAGGAGCUGAGCGAUUCCAACCGCUACCCUUACUUUCUGAGAAUGAUCCCCACGGAUGACCAGCAGGUGAAAGCCAUAAUAGCCCUCAUGGAGUAUUUUGAAUUUCACUACGUCUCCAUCAUUUACUCCGGCGACAGCUAUGGCCGGAACGCCCUCAACAACUUCCGAAAUAAUCUCGCCUACUCGAGUAAUCUGUGCAUCGGGGUGGAGUUUGAGAUCAGCACAUUCACGCUCGAAUUUGUCUUGGACAUUGUGGUCCAGUCCAUCAUAGACCAGGCAGACACAGCCAAAGUGUUGAUCAUGUUCACCCAGACCAACCACGCUAACAGGAUCUUGGCGAUCAUGACCAAGUUGGGGGCACAGGGUAAGCUCCAGAUAAUCGGCAGCGAUGGCUGGGGGAUGAGCAUCGGGGAGAUCAAGCUGGGGAACCGAGAGAUGGCCCGGGGAGCCAUCAAGACCCAACUACCCGACGAGGAGGUUCCGGAGUUCGAAGACUACUUCCAGACGUUGCUUAGAGCGAGCAACAACAGCCUUCCUGGGCACAAAAACCCUUGGUUGUGGAGGUACGUCCUCAGGUACCAACUGCACUGUUUCUUCGAAGAAGGCUGCGACACGGCGUACGGAAAAGGGUUCAGUGAAUCCAGUGGUGUAUCUCGAGUCAUUGAUGCUGUGAAGACAUACGCCUAUGCUUUGGAUGAGAUGGUUAUAGAAUAUUGCCUGAAGACCACCAAUUCAAGCCCGCCGUGUAACGUCAGCGAAAUGAUCGUCGAAGGGGAUACGCUCUUUACGCAUAUGAAAUCGGUGAUUGAGCCGGAAUCUCCCUACAGGUCGAUGUUCACUCACGCCUCCGGACAGGUUAUGCAGGAGCAGUACGAGCUGGAAGUUAUUAAGCUUAAGGACAGUCCCAAGAAGGAAUUCGAACUGAAGCGAAUCGGGGUGUACAAGUAUAAAGAGAGAAACCUGACAAUCACUGAACCGAAUAUCCCCUGGGGCGUGCCGGGGGACGCGGGUGAGUACAGCCCCCCGCCUUCAUAUUGCAGCCGGCCCUGUGAACCUGGCUUUAUCAGGACGGGGAUAGGGAGCCGCGAGUGCUGCUGGGAGUGCACGCCCUGCGCCGUUCGCGAUGUUGUGGUGAACGAGACUGUGUGUAUCACGUGCGAAAACCGAGAAAACCCAGAUGAUGCUCGGUUGAAUUGCGAGGCGGCGAAGCCUCUCUACAUCCACUGGGAGGACCCUGUCGCCAUCGUCCUGAUGGUCGUCACCUCGCUGGGCAUUCUCUCCACCGGUCUGGCCUUCUUUGGAUACUUCCGGAACAACAAGCACCCACUCAUCAAGGCCUCAAGCCGGGAGCUCAGCUACAUCAUGCUCCUCGGGGUGCUCCUGUGUUACGGUCUGGUCUUCUCGUUCUUCGGCCAACCCUCCGUGGCAACCUGCUACGUCAUCAGGAUCGGCUUCAUGCUGGGUUUCACCUUCACCUAUGCCCCUCUCUUGACCCGGGCCAACCGCAUUUACCGUAUCUUCAGGGCAGGGAAGAGAUCCACAAAGCGGCCGAGUUUCAUCAGCCCCUGGUCGCAGGUCAUCAUUGCGUCAGGCUUCAUUGUCAUCCAACUCGUCAUCAGUAUAACGUGGCAGAUCAAUGAUCCUCCAGCCCCAGUGGAGAAGGUCCCUACGGCGGGCAGCGUAGAGCUCAUGUGCAACAUCAACACAAACGAGAUGAUCAUGUCACUCAGCUACAACGUCAUCCUGGUCCUGCUGUGCAGCGUCCAUGCCUUCAUGACGCGCAAGGUGCCAAACAACUACAACGAGUCUCGCUUCAUCAGCAUGAGCGUGUACACAACCAUGGUCAUCUGGCUGGCGUUCAUCCCUUGCUUCUUUCUGCUCCCAGGAGCUGUGGUGCAGCUUGUGGUGAUGGCAGUGGCACUUAUCAUAAGUGGAAGUAUCACCCUGGCCUUCAUGUUCUUCCCAAAACUCUACGCCGUGCACUUUGUCUCUGAGGACAACGUUCAUGCUGCUGGGACCUACCGUGAUCCCGGCUCCAUCACCGACGCGGGCAACAUCGGCGUUGGUGGUGGUGGAAGUGGUGGCAGCAGUGGCAGUAGCAAGAAGAAGCUUGCUGCGCUUCGUUUCGAUCUCAACAGCACGGCCCGCUCCUUGAUGCGCAGCUCGAGUGUUGCGCCCACUACGGUGAACCUGAACUCCCAGAUCGACCUGAGGGACGACCUGGCGGUCCCGGAAGGGAAAACUCGGCAGAGAUGCUUUCAGUCACUGACUCCGAUCCAAACUGGGGACCAAAAUGACAUUAGUUGCACUGGUACCUGAUGGAAUCCAGUAACUUAAGAAAUCAGUGUACAAUAACUUCCGUCCUUUCAGACUUUAGAUCGCUCGUACCACCGGUGACCUCUGGCGACCUCUGGUGCUGUCAUUUUUUAAUAGGUGAUGUAGGGCAGUGGCGUAAUUGCGUGUUGACAACUGGGGGAUGAGGCAUGCAAAAUCCUGAAACCACACUGGAAAUUGCAAAAUAAUUCAAAAGCUCGGGGGGGGGGGCUGGACCCCAAUUGAUGCUAGAUGGCACUCUUCAUAAAUACAAUCGUGUGUGAAUAUUAUUGUACAUAAUACACCAAGACGAAAUACUUCCGCCUCCGAUUAUGUGACGUUUCAAAACUAAUAACUAAUUUUAAACUCGAUAUUUCAUUGGGUUGGAUGUUCUCUGGUCUAUAUCCACAGCUUGUUUUUCCACAACCACAACAUUUUUUUUAGUUCAGCACAAAAAUCUGGGGGGGGGGGGAACCAAUCACCCAUCCCUCUGGUCACAAAGUCGACAUCUGGCAUUGGUGGCGUGCCGAAAACUCGAUCUAGUAUCGACCUGUUCAGCAAGCGAUCACCUGAAGGUCAAACACCGCCUUCAACUGAUUGGACGCGCAACUAGGCGUGACGUUCCACUCUCGUUGCUCUUGGACAAAAACAACCAACCUGCAGAACCGUACCGUAGAGGUGGCGCACUUAUGCGAACCGACCAACAGCAACUUUCUGAUGACCUGAGGAUGAUUGGUAUUUGCUUGAACAAGCUACACCAAACCACUCAAAAUGAUGAACAAUGGAAACGAACAAUUAAACACGUUAUGAUGUAGUCACCGAGCAACGCCCGAGCGCUGCACGCACACAGACGUCACCAUGAUGGUGAUGAUCAUGCUGUGAA